AGUGGAGGGAAUGGAACUUGCAACGCUUGCCUCCACAGUCUAAUCUAAUGCUCAUCGCGAGAAUCGUCCCCACGGGUCCGCGCGACUGUUGACAGCCACGGACAAACGGCGGCGACAACGACCAAGACGACGAACAGAGGUCGCGCAUCGUGUGCGUUCCCCGGCUGUCAGACGCCUGCGAGGCAGCUGCAUCCUGAAGCGGCGCUUCAUAUUGCCUUUUCAGUCAAGCACUGCAAGCAAGCAAGCACUGCACUGCAGGUCAGGCCAGCCAGGUCCUCACCUCAGGUACUGACUGUACUGUACUGUACUUCGUACCUUAGGUGGUGAGUGCUUUGUGGCCUGUUCUGUUCAGUGAGUGAGAGGUUGUGCGCCGCGGCUUGCUGGUGGUGCUUCUCUUCUCUUCUGCCUCUGCUCUCUCGCGCGCACACCCCCCCAGCCCCCAAGCUUCCCAACUCUGUCCGCAUCCUCCCACGCCGCCUUUCCUCUCCCCAUUUCCCUCUCGUUUUGCCAUCCCCAAACCAUCACCACCGACCCGCCUCGCGGCUCCCCGGAAGCGCACCCGACCUCUCGCGCAAUUUUCUCCCCUCGCCGCCGCUCCCCCAGCGUCUGCAUCCGCGACGUCCGAUUGCCUCCGCGCGCCGACCCUCGUCAUUUGUUUCCGGCGCCUCGCGACAAAGCAACCAGGUGCAGCCGCCAAUCUGCCCUGCAGUGCUGCUCGCUGGUCGGUCGGUCGACUGAUCGCCCCUCUCACGCCCAACGGCCACGCCGGCUUCUUCUCCAGCGCCCUCGCGUUGCUGGCCUUCCGCGGCGUACUCAGACCAUCUCUGCCCCGUGGCUCGUCCUGUCCUGGCACAUAAAUUUCUCCCCUCAACUCUGCCGACUGCCGAGCCAUCGCACACGCCGCCACCACCACGCAGCCUUGCCGCCGCCGCAGUCAUGGCCAUGAACCCCAACGUGGGCGCGGCCAACAUGAAUCCCAUGGGCGGCCCUGUCGGCGGUGCGCCAAUGCCCAUGAUGAAUAACGUCGCCAAUAACCCCCAGGCCGCUGCCGCUGCCGCCGCCGCCGCCGCGAGGCAGCAGCAGAUCAACGACAAUCAGCGCGGCGUCCUCAACACCUACAUCUACGAAUACUUUAUCCGAUACGGCAUGUUCGACUGCGCCCGCAGCCUGCUCAACAGCGAGUCGCAGGUCAACGUCCACAAGGAUGGUGCUAACCGACGCCGCGACGAGUCGGGCAACGCUGUCAACGGCGCCGACGACGCCAUGGACACCGAUAGCAAGGACGACAUCGAUGGCAAACUGCCCGACGACCUGCCGCCCCCGAAGCUGCCGAUGCCCGCCUCCGACUCGUCCUUUCUCUACGAGUGGUUCUGUCUAUUCUGGGACAUUUACAACGCCCAGCGCGCCAAGGGUGGCAAUGGGACCGUAAACCAAUACGUCGCCCACACACAGGUACGGCUCAUUCCCCUGGCCCGAUGCGUCCGCCAUGUCGUGAAAUCGUGUCGAGAUAUGCGUGCAUGUGUGUCGUGGACCCCAGACUGACUCGCCCCCUCCCCCUUGCGCAGCAACAGUCUCGGCUGAAGCAGACCCAGCAACAGGAACUGCUCCGUCAAAUGCGCCCCGGCAUGGAGAUGAGCCAAAUGACGCCCCAGCAGCAACAAUACAUGAUGCGGAACAUGCAGAACGGCAACAUGGCCAUGAAGCAGGGCAACCUCGCCCGCGCCGCCAUGGCCAACAACCAGAACCCACAAAUGAUUAUGCAGCAGGCCAAGCAGAACCAGAUGCAGCGUGACCCCUCCGGCAUGGAGAACCGCGACCGCCCCGCGUCCCCCGCGUCCGGCGACAACGCGCCUUCGCCGUCCAAGCGGCCACGUAUCGACGGCGCGCCCUUCAACCCCAAUCAGCCUGGCGCCAUGAUGAACGGCCGACCCGGCCAGGGCAUGCCCGGCCAGCAGCUGGCCAACAACCCCAACGCCGCUGCCGCGCACCAGAUGCUGACCGCGAACGGCAUCAACCCUAACUCCCUUAACCCGCAGCAGUUCCAGAACUUCGUCAACGCGCCUCCGGCUGCCCAGCAAAAGUCCAUCGCUACGUAUUCGCAGAACCUCCAGCAGCACCACGGGUCGCAGAUGGGAAAUAAGCAGAUGCCCAAUGCCGCCGGACCACAGGGCCAGGGCUCGCCGAUGAUGCCUCAGGCCCCUGACGGCACCGCUCUCAAUGCCUUCUACAACCCCGGCGAUAUCGGCCCUGGCGGCAUCCGAGCCGGUCCGGGCGCCCAGGGCCAGAACCCUGGCAGCAACCACGCCCUUCAGGACUACCAAAUGCAGCUGAUGCUUCUCGAGCAGCAGAACAAGAAGAGGCUCAUGAUGGCCCGCCAGGAGCAGGACAACAUGCCUGGCAUGCCCCGGGAGGGCGGCCCCGGCGGACCGGGAGGACCGGGCCCUGGCCCCAACGGACAACCGUUCCCCGACGCUUCUCCGCAGGCCAUGCGCACGGGAGCGUCGCCGAAUCCCGCCGAGCAGAUGAAACGUGGUACCCCUCAGAUGAACAACUCAGGCGUCCCCUCGCCGGUCCCCGAAGGUGGACAGUCGCGCGGCUCCCCCAACCCUGCGAUGAACUUUAUGGGCAACCACGUCGACCCCAACAUGGCGCCGCACUUCUUCAAGAACAUGGAGGGCAACAUGGCUGCAGCGCAGGCGCAAAUGAACGGCAUGCGGCCGCCGAGCUCGCACCCUGGACAGCCAUUCAACGGCCAGAUGAACCCGCAGCAGAUGAUGGCCGCCCGCCAGCAGCAACAACAGCAGCAGCAGCAAGGGCAGCCUCAGCAAGGCCAGCAGGGUGGUCCUCCCCAGCAGUGGCAGCAGGGACCCAAUGGCCAGAUGGUCCCUCAGGGCAUGCAGCAGCCGCAGCAGCAACCGCAGCAGAACCCGCAGGCCCAAGGUACCCCUCAGCAGCGGUCGAUGCCUCCUCCGUCAGCGCCAGCCACUGCCGGCGCGAACGCCAACAACCGCACGACUGCUUCGCCGCAGCAGCCUGCCGCGGCACCGCCGACGCCAAACCAGGGCAACAAGGCUGCGCCGAAGAAGAAGGAGAGCAAGUCUGCCAAGGACAAGCGAACUGCCGCGCAAAAGAAGGCCAGCCAGAACGCCUCAAACGCCGGUGCCACUCCCGCUGGCGAUGCUGGUGGCGACCAAGAGGCCCCCACACCAGCCACGCCCAUCACGCCCGUCAACCCUGGCUUCAAGAGUGGGCAGAGUGGCGCGGCAAACGCUCAGACGACAACGGCUGCGCCCGCGCAGGCCGCCGCGGCGCCCGCGCCCGCUUCUCAGGGUCCUUCCAUGCCUCCGCAAGGCCAGGGGGAUCCGAAUCAGAACAACGCCAUGGCUAUGGACAACUUUGGCACCAUGGUUGACUUUGGUUCCAUGGAAUUAGCUAACCCGCUGCAGUCGGGUGAUGUCCUGAACGAUUUCGACUUCGACUCGUUCCUCCAUGAGGACAACAACGAGCCGUUUGACUUCAACGGAGCGUUCACCGGCAUGGAGGGGGGCGAGAUUGGAGCAGAGUGAAAAUGAGCGUGCCAGGCGCGCGCGCGCACGCACUUGGGCGGCUUCCGUUUUUCUGUCACGGCGGGACAAGUCUUAAUCUGGCAUCAUUUGACAGGCGUUCAGUGGGGUCUUAUAUCAUGGCUUAUGCGGCGAUCAAGGGCUCAAGGGCCCGCGGGAGAUAUCGAACCCCAGCUUGAUGGGUUGAAAUGGGGGAAAAGGGUGCUUCCCAAUGUGCUUCUAACCUACUCAUCCGUUUCUUUCGUUGUGUGUUUGCUUGCUUUGUGCUCAAGCUCCCCCCCCCGGAAGGAUGACGUGCGGGGGGGAUGCGUAUGGUCGGUGGUGGGUGCCGGCGCACCAGAGUUGCCUGACGUUUUUGCCUGCUUGAUCUACUACCUAUACGCCGACAGCGGUCCCGAAUAUCAUACCACUUUGUAUUGCCGAUCCCCCGACGUUAGAUGUACGCUAUCUCCUUUGUUCUCUGUGCGGCUUAUUUUCUCUCUAUUUCUCUUUCUCUAUCUUGCUCUGGUAUGGAUCUGGCCGGGGGCUGGUUUAGUUACGUCUCAAAGGUCAGCGAACUUUCCGUUUCGGCUCAAUGAUUCUAAGACAUGUCAAAAAGUCGUGGUGAGACCUUUGCCCCCGCGACUGCCACCCACGAGGGUGACGACAGGCAGACGCGGGGCAAUAAUACGUAGUACGUAUGGGUGAAGCUAGUAACUUAGUAUAUACAUACCCUAGCAGCCGUUGAAGAGGGAGGGAGCGCGGGUGCGCUGCGCGCCAAUGGGCUUUGCUGGUGGGAUGUGAGACAGCACCCCUUUUUCUUCCCCCUUCCAAUGGCUUGACUUUGUUUCAAGGAUGAUGACUGGGGUUGAACAUUGGGAAAGGCAGGGUGCAAGUUUGCCUCUCACACUCAGCUACGGGCUGGUCGAAUCGUGCUGCUAGAUCGCAAACGAGGCUGCAUCGGCUUGAGAUUGAUUGGGCAAGACAACAGGGGAGUCUGCCUCGCGCGCUGUGUAAAAAGCUUUGUGCGUUUGGCUCAGGGGAUAUCGGACGAUGAAGGGUAUGGCAGGUUGCUUGGUUGCUUGGUAAUUUGGUCGUCAAUGUGUUUGGGUUGGGUGCAGGAGAAUGGCCCCUAUUGCUGACUUGCAGUGUUCGGGAAGCAAACGUGCAACACUAGUCGGUCAGCCCUGCCUUUCAGCUGUACGAAGUAGUUGUAGUCAACGGUAUUGUGGAC
Molecule: messenger RNA, 4776 nt
Organism: Purpureocillium takamizusanense
Lineage: Eukaryota; Fungi; Ascomycota; Sordariomycetes; Hypocreales; Ophiocordycipitaceae
Exons: 4
Coding region: 1476-3566 (696 amino acids)
Biological process (GO): positive regulation of transcription by RNA polymerase II
Cellular component (GO): nucleus
Source: RefSeq, a predicted model, not a curated record